AUGAGCGUCAACGAUCUGCUCAACCAUUUGCAGAAUACAUUAAAUUCACUUGAUUCUGACUACAACCAAGUAUGUCAGGACGUUGCUUCAAAUCCGCAUCGCCAUAUACUCAAUGACAUUUUGCUUGAAAGGAAACAAAUGCUACGCGGCACGCUAUGCAUCGGAUCAAGUUUGGAUAAUGAAGAGCCAUCGGAGAAAAUUGAUGAUAUAAUUCUCGAUCUGGAUAAUCCAUCGUUUCCACUAUCAAGCGAGGGUGUGGACAAGGAUGAGGAAUGGCUCAAUUUAGAGAAGAAAUACUACGAGCAGCUUAAAAAUAUCAAACAGGAGCUCAUCAUUCGCGAGCAAGAGCUUAUGAAGGACAAUAGCAAAGCUGUUGAUGCAAUGCUCCACGCCCUACGUAUGCAAAUGAUCUACAGGCCGAUUGAUGAAAGGGAUCGUCAACUGGCUCGUGAUAGUGUGAACAAGAGGUUUAUGAGCGCGCGAAUCUCGCUUCGCAGUGAUAUCGCCUCGAAGGUUUUGGUGCUUCGACGCGAAAUUGAGCAACAAGGAAGAAAACGCCGAAAUUUUGACAAAGAAACGACUGAAAUCCUUCAAAAAUGGUUCAAUGAGCAUAGAGAGUCACCGUAUCCAAGCGAGGAGCAGAAAAACGAGCUCGCGAAACAAUGCGGAAUCAAACUGUCACAGGUCAACAACUGGUUCGGCAAUCAGAGAAUUCGCAGCAAGCAGCAGCUCAAACAAAUGCAGAAUGAGCAACAACAGAGGCAGCGGCAACAGCAACAAAUGGGAAUGGAGGAUCCGACAAGCUCAACCUCACAAGACUAUUCAAAUCAAUAUGGAGGGUUUGAUGAACAGCAGCAACACCAUCAAGAUUACAUGAGCAUGCCGGGACCCAGCAAUUCAGAUUACCAACCCAACUAUUAUAUGGACUAUAACCCGAACUAUGAUGAACCGCAUGACGAUAGCUAUCAGAUGUGCAACAAUUCAAUGAACUAUUAA
Messenger RNA from Caenorhabditis bovis, 996 nucleotides. The record is from the annotation of a GenBank genome assembly. Lineage: Eukaryota; Metazoa; Nematoda; Chromadorea; Rhabditida; Rhabditidae.